CUAACGCCUUGUCCGUCCAAGACACAUUUGAAAGUCGCAUACAAAAGCUGCAGACAAACUUUUGUCAAUGAAUGUGAUACUUUGGCAUCAGAGCUGCUGCUCAGAUUUAGCCUCCUAAUUGUGGAUGUAUUGUCUGUUCCCAAGUCAUCGACUUGCCCAAGUUAUGUAAUUAAACAAUAAGCGCGAAAGCGCCAUGUCGGUGGCGCACUCUAUCGUAACUAGAAACAACAUCUCCAUCCCAUCUUCCCUCAACACCUCACCUCGACGACUGCUCUUCUCGGAACUCUGUACCUUUGGCAUGUCCCCCGAAGCGACAUCCGGCGGAAACCCGAACCCCCGAGAUCUCCAUUCUGCCGUCCUGCAGACCACUUUGCAGGAGAUAUCGUCGCGAUCGACAGAGCUCCAAGACUGCUGCGUCAUCUGCCUAGAGGAGGUCACCGAACGCUGCGAGGCCCAACCUUGCCACCACCACAAUUUCGACUACCUCUGCCUCGUGACAUGGCUUGAGCAGCAAGCGGCUUGUCCGCUAUGUAAAACCGAAGUCAAGGAGGUCCGCUACGAUUUCAGCGACGACCAAACGCAAUGGAAAACCUACAAGGCACCGGAGCGACCGCAGGAAAAGCCUACAGCUGCGGGAGCCUCUCCUCCGAGCCAACAGGCGAGGCGAUUUUACUCCCAUACACGCCUGCGAUACUCGCGAUCGCAUGCGUACCCGACCCGGACCUUCACUCCUUCUCAAAACGAGGCGAUUGCGCGCCGGAGGACCGUCUAUCGGGACCAAAUGUACUCGUUGCACGUCGGCUCGAACCGGAUCUCGAGAUACAGAGACCUGACGCCACAGCUGUUUGCCUCCGACGCCGAGCUCGUCUCUCGCGCGCGCACGUUCCUCCGCCGCGAACUACAAGUCUUCGAGUUUCUAUCGCCCGACAACGACGCGCUGCCACAGGACGCCGACCCCGUUCGGCGACGCAGGGCAAACAAUGCCGAGUUCCUCCUCGAGUACAUCAUUGCGAUCCUCAAGACCGUGGAUAUGCAGGGCAGCAUGGGCCAGGCCGAGGAGCUGAUCCAGGAAUUUCUGGGAAGGGAGAACACGCGGCUGUUGCUCCAUGAGCUCAGAGCAUGGCUGCGGAGCCCCUACAUGACGUUGGAGAGCUGGGACCGCGCCGUACAAUACCCGGAUGCUGCGCCUAAGCGGCGGCGACGGUCGCAGAGUCCCAGCGCAGCCGACCGGGCGGAAUCCUCAAGAAGCGCCGACGGGAUCUAUCCUUCGAGGUGGCGGAGGGACGAGCGGCGCAGGCACCGGCGUGAGCCCCACGAAUCGCGCCGUUCACGGAAUGACGAACGGUUGAGAGAGGCUACAGAGCGAUACAUUGUUGACUAGGCUCGCGGAGAACGGCCUGAAUCACCUACAUGAUACCCUUGCAUUUGAUUUCUAUUGCGGCGGCGGCGGAGUUAUGUAGUAUUCGCGGGGUCUCUCUUUGGCUUACGAGACUGUUACGAUACCCUGCGGGUACUUUAGCCUCCAAGCUUUGGAACAGGCCCCGCACCAGGCCCUCCUAAUGGAACCUGACAUGACAGGAGUGUAGUAGUAUAGAGUAUACGAACAGACAAGGUCUCUUUGAGCUCUACGAUUCAUGAGAUGUGACGCGGCAGGCCAAGUGCCGGGAUGGAACUUUUUCAGCGCGCGCUUCCUUCUCCCUUUUCUCCUGGUUUGGAUAAUGGCGGGGUGUGG
This is a messenger RNA of Colletotrichum navitas, 1732 nucleotides long. RefSeq lists its product as uncharacterized. The coding region runs from base 194 to 1381 and encodes 395 amino acids. Gene Ontology annotation, molecular function: ubiquitin protein ligase activity. The record is from RefSeq and is a predicted model, not a curated record. Gene Ontology annotation, biological process: protein monoubiquitination; protein polyubiquitination. Lineage: Eukaryota; Fungi; Ascomycota; Sordariomycetes; Glomerellales; Glomerellaceae. The transcript is spliced from 2 exons.